Messenger RNA from Sphenostylis stenocarpa, 222 nucleotides. NCBI's taxonomy places the organism in Eukaryota, Viridiplantae, Streptophyta, Magnoliopsida, Fabales, Fabaceae. The record is from the annotation of a GenBank genome assembly.
AUGAGACAAUUUGGUGCUUUCAAAUUAGAGGCCAUGAGACAAUUGAAUAUGUUCGUCCUCCCUUUUUCUGCUUCUGAAUGGGAGUUCCUUCCGCUGCUCAACAAUCCUCAAGCUUUCCAUUCGUGCUUCGUUAUCUCCGGUGUUUUGUUGAAGCUUCUGCCGCAUCCGUUUAAGUAUGGCGUCGCCACCACGAGAUUGUUAGGGGAGCAGAUAACCUCUUAA